UUCUGGGAGCUCUCCCCACUAUAGAAGGCCAAGUGAUGUGGGGUCUGAGAGCCUGGCAGUCCUCAUGCAAAGCCGCUGCUGGCUGGAAGCAUAGGGGUCUUUUACCUUUUGGGAUCUCUGCAGGAUUAGAAUAGUAAAGUGGAUAGUAAUUGGAUAUUGCACUCUGCUAAUGCAAGCUACAGACAAAAGCAAAAAGAAUCUAGCUGCCACUGUGCUGCUAGGAUUCCAUUUUCUGUAACUUCAGUUCUGAUGUUUUUCCUGGAGUGUAUCUACUCGGCUUCUAGCGGUUCUUCCCACCCCAGCCACCCCAGCAUGCUAAACCCCGCAGCACACCCCUUACCAUUUGUGUAGGCUGCUAAAUACAGGGAGGCACCUGGUAUCUCCAGUGUCUGCAGUCACAAAUAUGUUUACACUUGGUGUCAAAUUUUGUAUUUUAAAUUUUAAUACUUUUUUUUAAAGCUCGUACAAAAGCAGCCAGCAGACAGGUUCACUGACAUCAGUCUGCACCUGUCAGCUCCUAGGACCAGUGAUGGUAUAUAACACUGUAUUAGAGGCAUGGAGCUGUGGCUGGAUGAAGAUUCCAUCAGUAAUUCAAUCAACAGACAAGUAUUAUCCAAUCACGUCUUUAAAUCAAUCACUGAUCCCAGCCCCUAUAAAAGGGAGCAGCCUUAGGAGGCACAUCAGAUAAACCCAGCGUGGAAAGCUAGUCACACAUCAGCUCAGUGUUCAGCCCGGGAUUACCCAGUCAACCAAGAAGGAGCUUGCAGUUUUAAAGAAUCCACCAACUGUUGAAACAAAUCCCUAGAGACACAAGGCAAGAGACUGAAUCAUCAAAGUUAAGUCUCUCUGAGAAUUAUUGCUAAGAAUGGCUUUAGAGCUAAGAACCAUAUUUCAGUGUGAACCAUCCGAGAAUAAUCUUGGAUCAGAAAAUUCAGAGUUUCAACAAAGCCAAGGACCUGCUGUUCAGAGAGAAGAAGGGAUUUCUGAGUUCUCAAGAAUGGUGCUUAAUUCAUUUCAAGACAGCUAUAAAUCAUAUGCAAGGCAGGAAUUGCAAAGACUUUAUAGGAUCUUUCACUCAUGGCUGCAACCAGAAAAGCACAGCAAGGAUGAAAUUAUUUCUCUAUUAGUCCUGGAGCAGUUUAUGAUUGGUGGCCACUGCAAUGACAAAGCCAGUGUGAAAGAGAAAUGGAAAUCAAGUGGCAAAAACUUGGAGAGAUUCAUGGAAGACCUGACUGAUGACAGCAUAAAUCCACCUGCCUUAGUCCAUGUCCACAUGCAGGGACAGGAAGCUCUCUUUUCUGAGGAUAUGCCCUUAAAAGAUGUCAUUGUUCAUCUCACAAAACAAGUGUCUGCCCAAAUCCCAAGAGAAGCAAACAUGGGAACACCCUUCCAGACUUCCCAAGAUACUUCCUUAGAAACAGGACAAGGACGUGAAGAUGAACAAGAUGGCUGCAACAGUUCUUUGAAAACUACUCAAGUAAAUGAAAAUAUUACUAAUCAAGGCAAUCAAAUAGUUUCCCUAAUCAUCAUCCAGGAAGAGAAUGGUCCUAGGCCUGAAGAGGGAGGUGUUUCUUCUGACAACCCAUGCAACUCAAAAAGAGCAGAGCUAGUCACUGCUAGAUCCCAGGAAGGGUCCAUAAACGGAAUCACUUUUCAAGGUGUCCCUAUGGAGAUGGGAGCAGGGUGUAUCUCUCAGCCAGAGCAGUCCUCCCCUGAGUCUGCCCCUACCCACCAGAGCAAUGAGGGAAACUCCACAUGUGAGGUACAUCAGAAAGGAUCCCAUGGAGUCCGAAAAUCAUACAAAUGUGAAGAAUGCCCCAAGGUCUUUAAGUAUCUCUGUCACUUAUUAGCUCACCAGAGGAGACACAGGAAUGAGAGGCCAUUUGUUUGUCCCGAGUGUCAGAAAGGCUUCUUCCAGACAUCAGACCUACGUGUGCAUCAGGUGAUUCACACAGGAAAGAAGCCUUUCACAUGCAGCAUGUGUGAAAAGUCCUUCAGCCACAAAACCAACCUGCGGUCUCAUGAGAGAAUCCACACAGGAGAAAAGCCUUAUACAUGUCCCUUUUGUAAGACAAGCUACCGCCAGUCAUCCACAUACCACCGCCAUAUGAGGACUCAUGAGAAAAUUACCCCACCAAGUGUUCCCUCCACACCAGAAGCUUCCUAAGCUGCUGGUCUGAUAAUGUGUAUAAAUGUGUAUGCAAGUAUGUAUAUUCCCAUAGUAUUUAUCUACUUAGGAUAUAAGAGAUAAUUUCCUGAUUAUGCUUUCAAUUUAUUGUCUUGCUUCAUUAAAAUGUAAGGCUAAGGAGAGCAUGGAAUUUGUCAGUUUUGCUCACUAAAGUAUUCCAAGUGGUUGGGAAAGUGGGAACAUUUCCAAGAACCAAUAAAUUUCUGUUGAAUAAA
Molecule: messenger RNA, 2403 nt
Organism: Symphalangus syndactylus (siamang)
Lineage: Eukaryota; Metazoa; Chordata; Mammalia; Primates; Hylobatidae
Gene: ZSCAN4
Product: zinc finger and SCAN domain containing 4
Biological process (GO): regulation of transcription by RNA polymerase II
Molecular function (GO): DNA-binding transcription factor activity, RNA polymerase II-specific; RNA polymerase II cis-regulatory region sequence-specific DNA binding
Source: RefSeq, a predicted model, not a curated record